ACGCAACUGUAUCCACUGUACCCAAUUCUCUCACAUAACUUCAAUCGCAUUUCUCCCAACGUUCGAAAAAUCCGAACCCUCCUUACAUUAGAUUAGAUAUUCUCUGAUUAUCCGCUUUUACUUCCCCCACUCACUCUCCUCCCCGCCUUCUGCCACGCGCCGCCGCUCAGCCACCCCUUUCAGCACCAUUUGCCCCUUGAUUUUUCGAAAAGGAGAUCUGAAUACUGGAAGCAAAAAAAAGGGAAAUAGUUGUGUUACUGCUGAGGGAAAGGAUGGGCGGGGUGACGUCAUCGAUUGCUGCUAAGUUCGCCUUUUUUCCGCCGAAUCCUCCGUCGUACACUGUGGUGGCAGACGAGUCGCGUGGCGGAGCUCUCUGCAUACCCGAGGUGCGGCCGAGGCAGGAUGUUGACGUUUUGAAGCUGAGGACGCGCCGGGGAAACGACGUCGUGGCGGUGCAUAUCAGUCACCCCAAGGCCACGGCUACACUGCUCUACUCCCACGGUAACGCCGCCGAUUUAGGUCAGAUGUAUGAGCUAUUCGUUGAGAUUACCCUUCGGCUACGCAUCAAUCUGAUGGGGUAUGACUACUCAGGUUAUGGGCAGUCCACUGGGAAGCCAACUGAAUAUAAUACAUACGCAGACAUUGAUGCUGUAUAUAAAUGCCUCAAGGAGCAGUAUGGGGUUAAAGAUGAAGAACUAAUACUAUAUGGUCAGUCAGUUGGUAGUGGUCCCACCAUCGAUCUUGCAUCACGUUUACCAAACCUGAGAGGGGUUGUUUUACAUAGCCCGAUUUUAUCUGGGUUAAGGGUAUUGUACCCUGUAAAGCGGACGUAUUGGUUUGAUAUUUACAAGAAUAUUGACAAAAUUGGUGCAAUAAAUUGUCCAGUUCUUGUUAUUCAUGGGACUGCAGAUGAAGUUGUUGAUUGCUCCCAUGGGAAGCAGCUCUGGGAGCUCUGCAAGGUUAAAUACGAACCUUUGUGGAUAAAUGGAGGCGGGCAUUGCAAUCUUGAACUUUAUCCUGAGUUCCUUAAACAUCUAAAAAAGUUUGUACUGUCUCUUGGAAAAUCAAAGCCAGCAGGCAAUGGUUCACUAGCAGCAUCAGUACUAAAUUCAGAGAGUCAGAAUAAAUCUGAUGGAAGCAGUACCACAGACACGUUUGAGUUGCAACCGGACCUUCCAGAAAUUUCUAGGAACAGUUUGGAUAGCCGGCUUGACAAGUCUAAGAAGUCGAGCAAGCCUGAAAAGUCCAGAAUGAGUACAGACCGUGUUGACAGAUUCAGGAGAAGAAAAGGCUUGAUCUGGUGAUCACUUUAUUAGGCAUCAGGGUUUAUCACCUAAGAUAGGUUAUGUAACACGAUUUUCAAUGCGUAAGUAUCUAUGAUCAUGUCGAGUACGCUCAUUUUAGUAAGUUGUUGCAAUCGUAUUUUGAUCCGACCCUGAGAAAAUAAGAACUGUAUCUGUUUUAAAUUAUAAAAUUUUGUAUUGAUUA
Molecule: messenger RNA, 1488 nt
Organism: Sesamum indicum (sesame)
Lineage: Eukaryota; Viridiplantae; Streptophyta; Magnoliopsida; Lamiales; Pedaliaceae
Source: RefSeq, a predicted model, not a curated record